UAUUGCUUGAAAACUGUUUUUAUGUUGUUUGACGUUGAUCUUAUAUAUGGCAGUGAGAUUUCACUUUACAUUUAAUGGUGAGCCUUAGUUACUGAAUGAAAGCAAGACUGAUGGAAAACAUGAUUCUUCCUAACUUAUGCAUUGGGCUUGUUUUGCUUGUUUGCUCCCUGUUUUUUCGUCUGGAUCAUGUUCUGCGGAGAAGGCCUGAAAGGCUUCGCUCAAAGUUUCGAAGGCAAGGGAUUGAUGGCCCCCAGCCUUCCUUAUUCUGGGGUAAUAUUCCGGAGAUUAAGCGGAUGAUGUCAAUGGUCACUAUUCCAAAGGCUUCAAGCAAUACCUUAGAAGACCCCCUGCCACUUGAUAAUUCUUCCAUUAUCUUCCCUCAUUUCAAACAUUGGACAAAACAAUAUGGAAAAAAUUUCUUCGUUGCAAUGGGGCGGGUACCUCUGUUAUAUGUGACGGAUCUUGAUCUGGUAAGAGCGAUUAAACUCUACAUAUCACUGGACUUGGGGAAGCCUGCUUAUCUACAGAAGGAUAGGGGGCCUUUAUUAGGUAAGGGCGUUGUGACUUCAAAUGGUGCAGUUUGGUCUCACCAAAGAAAAACCAUAGCUCCUGAGCUAUAUAUGGAUAGGAUUAAGGACAAACUAAACAUAGUGGUGGAGUCUGCAAGCGCGCUAGUGAAAUCAUGGGAGAGUAUAGUUGAAAGUGAGGGCGGGACUGCAGACAUAAUAGUGGAUGACUAUGUCAGAAACUUCACAUCUCGUGUAUUUUCGAAGGUAUUGUUUGGAAGCAAUUAUUCCGUAGGAAGUAAACUACUUCCCAAAUGUGUUGCUCUUAUUAAGGCUUCAGAAAAGCCAACCAUACUCGAUGGGCUUCCCUUCAUGAGGUAUCUUCCCACUAAGAAGAAUAGACAGAUGUUGAGACUAGAGAAACAGAUAUACUCAAUAAUUUUAGAUGCAGCAAAGAAACAUGAUGGAGCUGCAGUUGAUGGCAUGUUAAAAACCAUUAUAGAGGGUGCCAAGAAUGGUGAUCUGGGGCCAUUAACUCCGGACCAAUUUAUAGUCGACAAUUGCAAGAAUCUUUACCUUGCUGCUUUUGAAGUGACUGCCAUGGCUGCUGUUUGGGGUCUAAUGUUAUUGGCUUCACAUCCUGAAUGGCAAGCUCGCGCUCGUGCGGAGGUUCUAGAAGUUUGUGGCGGCCAUAUGCCGGAUGCUGAUAUGCUUGGCAAGAUGAAAGUGAUGAAAAUGGUGAUACAAGAAGUGCUACGCCUUUAUCCAGUAGUAGCAUUUGUGGCAAGGGAGGCGCUGCAAGAUGUGAAGCUUGGAAAUAUGAUAGUUCCAAGAGGAGUUAACAUGUGGGUAUGGCUGCUAGCAUUGCACCAUGACCCUGAACUCUGGGGACCUGAUGCAGACAAGUUCAAGCCUGAUAGGUUUGCUAAUGGAAUUUCUGGAGCAUGCAAGUGCCCACAAGCUUACAUGCCAUUUGGUGUCGGGGCACGUGUUUGCCCCGGCCAGAGCUUAGCUAUUUUAGAGUUGAAGGUUUUCUUUGCGGCCAUCUUGUCCAGAUUUUCUCUCUCCCUUUCACCUAACUAUCGCCACUCUCCUUAUAUCAGUUUGCUUUUAGAGCCUAAACAUGGUGUCAAUCUCCUCAUCCGCAAGAUAUGAGAGCUUUCUGAAGCUUUAGCAGAUGAAAUAUAUAUGUAAAAUAUUGUUAUAAUAAACUUUGGAUGAUCUAUGAUUAUUUCUG
Molecule: messenger RNA, 1743 nt
Organism: Cornus florida
Lineage: Eukaryota; Viridiplantae; Streptophyta; Magnoliopsida; Cornales; Cornaceae
Product: cytochrome P450 714C2-like
Exons: 5
Coding region: 96-1661 (521 amino acids)
Molecular function (GO): oxidoreductase activity, acting on paired donors, with incorporation or reduction of molecular oxygen; iron ion binding; monooxygenase activity
Source: RefSeq, a predicted model, not a curated record